AUGAGCUACAGAAUGAUGUUCGGUACUGUGUUAUUUUUCUGUGCUGUGUGCUUAUGCUGGGGAAGUAGAGUGCUGGUGGUAUCGCCAGUGCCGAGCAGAAGUCAUCAACAAUUGACAGAUUCUAUUGUGAAGACAUUGUUGGAUGCUGGACAUGAGGUGACAUACAUAAACCGACUUACGGAGAUGAAGAGGAAACGACUAAAGGUCAUCACUGUCCGUCCAGAAGAUGGCCAAGAAUUAGAUGUAAAUGAUUUGAUAGAAAGACACCACACUAGCCACAAGACCCUAGAGCUGGGAGUGGUUCUGGCCAAACAAGUUAUCAAGAACGAAAAGGUACGAGAGCUGCUUCAAGACAACCAGGAGACAUUUGAUACGGUGAUUGCUGAGUGGUACUACACCGGACUACUUGCACCAUUAGCAGCCGUUUUUGAAUGUCCUCUGAUUUGGUACACCGCAUGCGAUGCCUCCUGGAUGACGUCACAGCUAAUGCUGGAGCAGACCAGUCCAGUGUACAGCACUGAUCUACUGUCCUCUGAAGCGGCCUUGCCUCCUUAUGGCUUUCGGGAGAGGGUGAUGAGGCUGGCACGUCAAGUGUAUCUAAGUGGUUGGAUCACUUACAUGAUCCACUACGUCGAGUCUCCUGCUUAUUACGAACUCUAUCAAUCGGUGCUCCAGCAUAGAGGCCUUUCUCCGUCCCAAUACGAAAGAGUACUCUACAAGGCUUCCUUGUUACUUAUCAAUUCUGAUCCCGAAAUUGGCCAAAUAUUACCUCUUCCCCCCAAUACUAAGUACGUUGGAGGACAUCAUAUUGAAUUGCCAUCCAAAGCCUUACCGCAGAACUUGCAAGAUUUAUUAGACAAUGCCAAACACGGAGCAAUAUUGUUCAGCGCGGACAGUAAGAUCUUGCCUUGGUACGUCAAAAGAACUUUGCUGCAUGUCUUCAGUCAGUUCGACCAGAUCACCAUGUGGGAGACAGGAGAGCAGCUGACGGAUAUACCCGAUAAUGUUUAUGUAUUUAAACAGCUUCCUCGGCUCCGCAUCUUAAACCACAAUAAUACAGUUUUGCUGAUAACAAAUGGUGGAACUACUUCUCUACUCGAAGCAGCGUAUUUCGGUGUACCAGUCAUUGGCAUACCAUUAUACCAAGAUCAAUUCGUGACCAUGGAUUUAGCUCACGCGAGAAGACGAGGGAUCAAAGUCAAAUUCAGUGAGCAUAUCGCACACAAGAUCAAGGAUUCCGUGAACAAGAUUCUUAGCAACAAUAGUUACCACAAAAACGCAGAAAAAGUCUCAAUCUACCUUCAGAGCACACUCGAGCCCCAACGACAAAUCCUUCAUUGGAUCGAGCUGGUGAUAAAGACUGGUGGAGCUCCUCAACUGAGGUCUCCAGCUCUCCUUCAAUUGACUACUCUGCAGAUGCUCAAUAUAGACGUUCUGCUGCUACUGUUCAUGUUUGUCUGGUUCUUAUCUAAAGUGCUAAAGGUAAUACAAGUGCACUGGAGGGCUGAUGUUCUUGACAACAAGAAGAACGAUUAG
Bombyx mori (domestic silkworm) is the source of this 1536-nucleotide messenger RNA. It is a transcript of the gene UGT48C1, whose product is annotated as UDP-glycosyltransferase UGT48C1. NCBI's taxonomy places the organism in Eukaryota, Metazoa, Arthropoda, Insecta, Lepidoptera, Bombycidae. The record is from RefSeq and is marked provisional. Gene Ontology annotation, molecular function: UDP-glycosyltransferase activity.